AUGUGGCUUGUGCGAUUAUACUGCUCCUUAUUUCUUCUACUCCCGGUCGUCCUCGCUGCGCCAUUGUCCCAGUGGCUUCUCUCAGCGGUUACUACCCGUUGGAGCCAGCACGGAAGCGGUGCUUCUGCACGCGUUACUUGGCGGCAAUCGAUGCUCCUCGAGGGCAAGCAUCGUUAUACCGGAGAUGGCAGUGAGGUUGCCCCAACUCUCGAGGUAUUGACUCGCGCAGAGAAGUCGAGACCUGGCGAUAGGUGGCCGUAUGAAUUUUCGUCCUUGACUCCGGAAAUGGUCAGCGGGUUGGAUUCGUCAGAGGAUAACAAGGACGUUGUGUUCAGGUCGUCUGAACCGCAGCUGGGCUUAGAUUCACCGUCAUCAGACCUAGGUCGUGUGGAAGAACAUUCAGCACCCAGUGUUUCCGCUUUCACCAGCGAACAUGCAUUGGAAGAGAACAAAAUCCAGGAAACCUCAAUGAGAGUCGUCAAAUUUCGUUACGUAACUCUAUUCUCUAGGGAAAAGGAACAAUCAGCUCUUGCAAGUCCAUUCCCAGAGUUAGAGGAUCUAUUUUCCUUCUCUGAGAGUGUCGAUUUGAAUGGAUGCAAAGGCCUUUCCUCCAUUAUAGUGUGGAUAUCUGCGCGUCCCCUCCGUGCCUGGACCGCUGUGUUUGUGCUCAUGUUUGUUCUCUUCAUCCUCUCAGUUAUAAUCGUGGAGACCACGACGGCGUUGGCAAACCUUGUGAUCUCGACAUGGAAAACCCGGAACUCGAAAGGAAUCCGGCUUGACGGUGCCGAGCAGAAACUUAGCGCUGUGUAA
Molecule: messenger RNA, 810 nt
Organism: Coccidioides immitis RS
Lineage: Eukaryota; Fungi; Ascomycota; Eurotiomycetes; Onygenales; Onygenaceae
Exons: 1
Coding region: 1-810 (269 amino acids)
Source: RefSeq, a predicted model, not a curated record